Messenger RNA from Macrosteles quadrilineatus (aster leafhopper), 2349 nucleotides. RefSeq lists its product as uncharacterized. The transcript has 5 exons. The record is from RefSeq and is a predicted model, not a curated record. Lineage: Eukaryota; Metazoa; Arthropoda; Insecta; Hemiptera; Cicadellidae. Bases 334 to 825 code for a protein of 163 amino acids.
GGUAUAACCUCGCGCGUGAACAGCUGAUGGUCGAAAUAUUACGGUUACGUUUGUUUUGUGUCGUGUCUAGUGUUGUGAGGGAGUGUUUUGUGAGUUAGUGUAAAAUGAGAUGGAGGACUAAUUAAUUUGAAUCUUUGAAUGAUUCUACAAACAUUACAAUCAGCCUAGAAAAAGAACCCAAACUAAAACUUGGACAUAGCCACUUUUUGGGAUCAAUAUUGGUUUUGAAGCCAAUUGUUUUUCUAGUGUUUACCUUGGCUCGCCCCGAGCCCGAGGGGCAGACGCCCGCCACUUUCUCCAGCAGCUACUGAGGCUGCUGAGGCUGCUGAUACCAUGGACUCCGGUCUGAUCCGGCUGCUGAUCGUCGCCGCGCUGUUUCUGCUGCUAGCAGGUGACUAUGGAUAUCUCCUGGAUCAGCUGACAGGAGUGUUUGGUCCAGAGGAAGCCGAUGGAGAGGUUGCCGCCAAGGUCGCUGAAGAAGAUGCGACAGAAUUGGCCUUCAAGGAGACCGGUCGUUCAGCCAAAGCCCAGUUGAUGUCCACCAUGAAGAACUCCUGUCUACCCAAGUUGAUCUGUGAGCUCAAUGCGACGCCGCAGAAAGAGAAGCUCUCAGACUCCGAAAAAGCUCUUCUGUCUCUCAUAAGUGACACGACCAUCAGCACGACCGCCGAGGUGACGUCGAAGUACCACUUCGCCGCACACAUGGGACAGCUGAUCGCAGGGGUUGAUGGUGCGGGAUGUCACAACUUCUACCCAUCGUGUCCCUUUCCGGGGGUGCAAGUACUCAACAUGAUCAAGGCCAUCCGGCUGAAGCCGCCCUCCUAGGCUAGACACACUGGACAAUUGGACACUAGCCAUCCUCCUAGGCUAGACACACUGGACAAUUGGACACUAGCCAUCCUCCUAGGCUAGACACACCAGACAAUUGGACACUAGCCACCCUCCUAGGCUAGACACACCAGACAAUUGGACACUAGUCGCACCAUCUACAUAGAUGGACCUUCUGACUGUGAUUUGUAUAUAGAUACUUGUACAGAUAUUAGAUGAAACUUUUUAGAAUUUUUAUUUUUAAGUUGAUUACUUAAGGAUGAUAAAGAAAUGCUGUUAAAAUACCAGUUCUUAAUGUAAGGAUGGCUUAAUAACAUUGAAAUACUGGAAAGGAAAGAGAGAAAGAGAUGUGCCUUUGAAUACAUUUCGGUUUUAUAACAAAAUAACGUUACUAAACGUUUUUCCUUUUCCCUUAUGAAACGUGAAAUGAUAACUGUAUGUAUUUGCACUUCAGCAGAAUAUCUCAGAAGUAAUUUAAAAAAUAUAAAGGUAAUAAGGUAAAUAAUGAUUCAUGUUCAUCUCAGAUUAGUGAAUAAACUCGACUUCCACCGAAAAUAAAUUUAUAUAGCCAGGCUCUAUAAUUUUGCAAAGACCGAAAUGACAUAUAUUAAACAUUAUAAUCUAGACAUAGUUUAUGAACCUUGGAUUAUAUUACCACAAAAAAUAUUUUUUUUGACAGAAUAAGGCUUUACGUUAUAGUAAUACACUUUUACAUGUGUGAUAUAAAACUGCAAAAUAGAAUGUCAAGAAAUAAAAGAUUGUGAAAAAUGCACUUCAGUCAAAGUGCAUUGAUCUAUCAGGUUGUACAUUGUAGUUUUAAGGAAGCUUUAAGUGAUAUUUUAAUGUUAGUUAGCGCUUUUUGUAAUUUAUAUGAUUUUCGUAAAGCAGAUAUUUCUUAUUAACUGUUGAACAAUUUCAAAACCCCACAGGGCUAUACGUUAUUUGAUCAUUGAGUUUGUUUUUAUAUUUUGCCGGAUAGAUAGUCUAAUAGAAUACAUAAAGUUUAUACCAUAAUUUUAUUUUUAACUUGUGUAUAUGUAGAAAUUUACCCCAUCAUUGAAUAUUUGGAAAGUUCUGUAUGAAAUAGUUUCACGUGCAAAAUGUGUACAAUGACUUGUAAAGAAAAUCGAAAAAGUCAUAGUACAAAUCAUACAGUGCAGCAAAAAACAAUAGGCCUACUAAAGACUACAAGAUAAUACAAAUAAUUGAACAAUCGUAUAUACAUUAGCCUUUAAGACACCACUUACCUUUGUAUAUUUGAUGUAAAUAUGUUUAAUCUUUUAGUUACUGUAUAAUACUUUUGUAAAUAAACAAUACAUGUUACCAUUUUGAAUCUCAAAACCGAUUUUAACAUGUCUAAGAUAUAUUUUAGUUUUCAUAGAAUGUAAAAAAGUGUACGGUUGAAAACUAACUCUAGUGUUUAUUAGUUUUUAUUUUUAAUGUUUUCGAAUGCGUCCAAAUCAUUUUUACUGAAUCAUUUGCUUGUGUUGUUUGAUUAUGAGAUUAAAAUAUUUUACAGAG